Messenger RNA from Cucurbita pepo subsp. pepo (vegetable marrow), 3001 nucleotides. Its product is annotated as putative alpha,alpha-trehalose-phosphate synthase [UDP-forming] 7. Gene Ontology annotation, biological process: trehalose biosynthetic process. Lineage: Eukaryota; Viridiplantae; Streptophyta; Magnoliopsida; Cucurbitales; Cucurbitaceae. The record is from RefSeq and is a predicted model, not a curated record. Gene Ontology annotation, molecular function: trehalose-phosphatase activity. Gene Ontology annotation, cellular component: cytosol.
CUCCUGUAUCAUACUACAUUGUAAGACGUUUGAGAAGGUCCGAAGUAAUAUUUAAGCCUUUCGCAAUCCAUUUUCACCAAAAAAAAGGAUCGAAAUUAUCGUUUAGCUUAGAGGGAGGUCAGCUUCAAAUUUGUGGAAUGUAAACCAAUUAUUGCGUUCGGAAGUGAUACGAAUUUUGCAGCAUUUUUCGUUUUCAGGAUUUGGUUCAUUGUUCUUCUUCUUGUUGUUGCCGCCGUUCGGGAUCUGGUUGAUGCUCAGAUAUAUCCGGCGCUGCGCUUGUUAGUUUGUUCAUCUAGCGGAAAAACAUGAUUUCGAGAUCGUACACAAAUCUUUUAGAUUUAGCGUCUGGAAAUUUUCCAGCAAUGGAAGUGAAACGGAAGCGGUUUCCACGGAUCAUGACUGUUCCAGGCGAUGUAGGCGAGCUUGACGACGAUCAGGCCUACAGCGUGACAUCCGAAAAUCCAUCAUCAAUUUCCUCAGAUCGGAUGAUAAUUGUAGCAAACCAGCUUCCAUUAAGAGCAAAACGAAGGGAAAAUGACAAUUCCUGGAGUUUCAAUUGGAACGAAGAUUCAUUGCUUUUGCAGCUUAAAAGUGGUUUGCCAGAGGAUAUGGAGAUUCUUUAUGUUGGUUCUUUGAAAGUGGAUAUCCAACCAGACGAACAAGAUGAGGUCUCCCAGGUUUUGUUGGAGAAAUUUAAGUGUAUUCCUACGUUUUUGCCUCCUCAUGUUUUGGAAAAGUUCUAUGAUGGGUUCUGCAAGAGGCAUUUGUGGCCUCUUUUUCAUUAUAUGUUGCCAUAUUCUGCUGAUCAGAAGGGUCGAUUUGAUCGCUCGAUGUGGGAAGCUUAUGUAUCAGCAAAUAAGCUGUUCUUCCAGAAAGUGGUUGAGGUGAUCAACCCAGAUGAUGACUAUAUUUGGAUCCAUGAUUACCAUUUGAUGGUAAUGCCCACGUUCUUGAGGAGGCGUUUUAACAGAGUUAAGAUGGGAUUUUUCCUUCAUAGUCCAUUUCCUUCAUCUGAGAUCUACCGUACCCUUCCUGUUAGAGAAGAGAUUCUCAAGGCAUUACUUAACUCUGAUAUCAUUGGAUUUCACACUUUCGAUUACGCUCGUCAUUUCCUUUCGUGUUGCAGCCGAAUGUUGGGUUUGGAGUAUCAGUCGAAGAGGGGCUAUCUUGGAUUGGAAUACUACGGGAGGACGAUCGGGAUAAAGAUAAUGCCUGUUGGAAUUCAUAUGACUCGGAUCGAGUCGGUGAUGAGACUGGCAGACAAGGAUGUUAAGACUAGGGAACUCACGCAGCAAUUUGCGGGGAAGACGGUGUUGCUAGGUGUCGAUGACAUGGACAUUUUCAAAGGAAUCAACCUGAAAUUGUUAGCUAUGGAACAGGUGCUUGAGCAACAUCCAAAGUGGCAGGGGAAGGCCGUACUGGUCCAAAUUGUAAAUCCUGCCAGAGGCAAGGGAAGGGAUUUGGAAGAAAUAGAAGUUGAAAUAAAAGAAAGUUGCAGAAGGAUUAACAAGGAAUAUGGGGAUUCUGGCUAUGAGCCGAUAGUACUUCUGGAUAGGCAUGUGCCAAUUACGGAAAGGGUUGCUUAUUAUAGCAUUGCGGAGUGCGUAGUUGUCACUGCUGUUCGAGAUGGGAUGAACUUAACUCCGUAUGAGUACGUUGUCUGCAGACAGGGAAUAUCCUCCCAAGAAAGUUCGAACUUCCACGGACCGAAAAAGAGCAUGCUUGUCAUAUCCGAGUUUAUUGGAUGUUCUCCAUCACUAAGUGGAGCAUUUCGUAUCAACCCAUGGAAUGUCGAACGGACAGCAGAGGCUUUGAAUGAAGCAAUCUCAAUGGCUGAUACGGAGAAGCAAUUGCGACAUGAGAAGCAUUACCGUUAUGUUGCUACUCACGAUGUCGCUUAUUGGUCUCGUAGUUUCUUGCAAGAUAUGGAGAGAACUUGCUCAGAUCAUUUCAGGAGACGAUGUUGGGGAAUUGGUUUUAGUUUCGGUUUCAGGGUUGUAGCUCUUGAUCCCAAUUUCAGAAAACUUUCAGUAGAUUCCAUUUUAUCAGCUUACAGUAAGGCCGAAAGUCGGGCCAUUCUUUUGGACUACGAUGGCACCGUGAUGCCUCAAAACUCCAUAAAUAAGUCGCCGAGUCAGCAGGUUAUCUCUAUCCUUAACACGCUUUGUGCAGAUUCAAAAAAUGUAGUCUUCAUUGUGAGUGGACGUGGGAGGGACAGCUUAAGCAAGUGGUUUCGCCCUUGCAAGAAGCUUGGAAUUGCAGCAGAACAUGGAUAUCUUUUGAGGCAGUCACAGGACGAGGAGUGGAAGAUCUGCGGCCAAAGUUCUGAUUUCGGGUGGAUGCAGAUUGCUGAACCUGUUAUGAACUUAUAUACGGAGGCUACAGAUGGUUCAUCUAUUGAAAGAAAGGAAAGUGCCUUGGUCUGGCAAUAUAGAGAUGCAGAUCCUGGUUUUGGAUCUUCCCAGGCUAAGGAGAUGUUGGAUCAUUUAGAGAGUGUUUUGGCAAACGAACCCGUUGCAGUCAAAAGCGGUCAAUUCAUCGUCGAAGUGAAACCACAGGGGGUUACCAAAGGCUUGGUAGCUGAAAAGAUUUUCUCAACAAUGGCGGGGGAUGGAAAACUUGCUGACUUUGUGUUGUGUAUUGGCGACGACAGAUCCGAUGAGGACAUGUUUGAAAUAAUUGGUAAUGCAUUGUCCAGUAAUAUUCUUUCUCCUUCGACGUCGGUUUUUGCCUGCACUGUUGGACAGAAGCCGAGCAAAGCGAAAUAUUAUUUAGACGACACAGCUGAAGUGAUAAGCAUGCUAGAAUACCUCGCCGAAGCUUCUAGCCCGUUGCCAUCCUCCGACAAUGAAGAUGGUGAAAACGCUUCCUGAAAGUCGAACAAAACCCGUGUCGCUGUUUCGGGACAUGAAGAUCGAAGAUGAUCUGAGUGGGAAAUUUUGUACAAGAAGCUGGGUGAUGAAUUGAUAACAACUUAUUUUAUAACACUUAUUUUAUAUCA